AUGGAGUCCGCGUCCUCACCACUGCGGUACCGAAAGAACGGUCGGCUCCAAGCAUGCGACCCCUGUCGCCGGCGCAAAGUCGCAUGCGACCACGCUCGGCCGGUCUGCAGUAAUUGCAAGAGACGGAGACGGACGGAGCCGUGCGAGUUCACCAUGAGCGCGCCGGCGCAGAUGCGACCAGACCCAGGAGGCCCCCGUGCUGUCUCGGAACGGACGUCGCGAUCAGCGAGUGUGAGUCCGGGCUCGGAGAUGGGCGCCGAACGCAGCGGGCGGCAAUAUCAGCCCGCAACUGCGUCCACCCUCGUUGAUCGGCGGUCUGAGAUUAGCCCUGUCCUGACCGAAACAGAGACACCUGUGCGGCGGGCUCCGAGUCGUGAGCUCGGUGUGGCGGACGGCGGGUCCGGGCACCUCGGCUUCAUGUCGUGGAGUGACGUGUACAGGGAGGUCGGGAACGGGCUGUCUGGCCACGACGUACACGCAGAAAAGGAGAUUAGGUUCGUGGGCCGGGAGACCAGGUCGCAGCGGGAGACCAUUGUCUUCGCCGAAGACGCCAGGACGCUGGAGACAUGCCUGUCCGUCCUGCGGCAAGUUCCCGAUGAACGGGAGGGCCGACAGCUCUUCAACUCACAGUUCGACCCGCACAACGCCUUCAUCCACCCAGUCGCCGUGCGCGCCCUGGACUCGUUGUACGGCACGUUCGGUCACUACCUGGGCACCGCCCGGGACGACGCUCAGCUGUCCGAAUUCGCGCGGCGGCUGUGCUAUAACUCGUCCCGGCCUUUCUUCGAGCACGAGCCCGAUCCGGAGCUGUGGAUGGCGCAGUUCACCAGAGAGAAUCUGCGAUGGGAGACGCUUGGGUUGUUGUUUAUUUACUGGGAGAUGAAGCUCCGAAACGAGCAGCUUCCGAGGACGGAAGUCGGGCGGAUGGGGUACGGGCAGAAGAACGCGUUUAGGAAGUGUAUCUUUGACUGCAUCACGUUGGCGCGGCAGGCUAAUGACGUUGGGAACACGUUGCUGCUGUAUCUUUACUUUAGGCGGAUGAUUAUUGAGUCUAUCAUUGAUGGAGAUACAAGUCGUUCGACGUGGAUGACACAAGGGGAGACAGUCUCACUGCUCACCUUCCUCGGCCUACACGUUGAGCAAAACAAGGGGCCGUACAAACCAACCCUGGCAUCCGAGCUGCGAAGACGCGUCCUCGUAAAGAUUUUUGUCCUCGACAAAGUCGGGUCGGCGAUCACAGGCCGACCGCCCGCCCUGAGUCGCCGGUACAUUUUGACGCCGAUCCCGCUCGACAUACGGGACGACUACCUGCUGGGCGAUGACGAGACGAUCAGCAAGGCGGUGCGAUCGCUGGACAAGUCGGGCUGGAAUGCCGAUGGGGCGCUGAACUCGGUCACGUUCUGGCGGGCUCGGUAUCAGCUCAUGAUCAUCCGGGAUGAAAUCUUUGAGGUUGCUUUGGGGCCUGAGGCGGCUAUUUCAGUGGAAGUUUUGCUUGCCCUCAAAGCGAAGGAGUUUGCGGCCGCGGCCGAGAUGCCGACCAUUAUGCGGUUCAAAGAGUCAGACAUACGGAAUCCUAGUCUCACUGGUCAAAUGUUCCACGUGCGUUUGCUCAUGCAAUUGGAGCAUCUGCAGAAUCUUUUCUUCAUCGAGAGACUUUUGCAUCGACAGGACUGUUCCAACAAACGGGAAUUGCUGUCCGUGAGCUACGAGAUGACGUCGACCACGUUGCUCUUCUGGACUGAUAUGGAUAGUCUUGGUGUCUUGUGUGAGGAUUUCAAGUGGCUGGUCUUAGCAUACGCCGCACCAGGAGGCGGGAUCCUCUGCCUCGAGCUACUCAAGCCGACGCUGACUCUCGCCAACAGCGGCGUGACCGUCACAGAUAGCAACGGCAAGGUCAUUACGCGGUCCAGCAUCGUGCAGGUGCUGAGUCUUCUGGUCGGGUUCCUGAAGUGGGUGAGCCCGUCCGAGGCCACGGGCGGCAUCUGCGCCAGCACCAUGACCAUUGUGCAGCAGGUGCUCGACGAGGCGCUCAACGGGGCGCCGAACAGCAACCCGUCUGGCGAUGCGAUGGAAUGGGACUUUUCGGCGCAGCUGGAUUUCAAUUUUGAUCUGUUGGAUACAUAUGAGUGGAUGCGGCCAGAGUUUUCGUGGACCGAUUUGCCGGCGCAGGGUUGA
Molecule: messenger RNA, 2175 nt
Organism: Colletotrichum orchidophilum
Lineage: Eukaryota; Fungi; Ascomycota; Sordariomycetes; Glomerellales; Glomerellaceae
Exons: 4
Coding region: 1-2175 (724 amino acids)
Biological process (GO): DNA-templated transcription; regulation of DNA-templated transcription
Cellular component (GO): nucleus
Molecular function (GO): DNA binding; DNA-binding transcription factor activity, RNA polymerase II-specific; zinc ion binding
Source: RefSeq, a predicted model, not a curated record